AUGGUCUUUGUUCUCGUCGUGGUUAUGCUACUUUUGAGACCUGAUAUUCCGAGUUUUUUUUUCAGGAUGGGUAACAUUUUCGGGAAUCUUUUCAAAGGCCUUUUUGGCAAAAAGGAGAUGCGAAUCCUAAUGGUAGGAUUGGAUGCCGCUGGUAAAACGACGAUAUUGUACAAGUUGAAGCUCGGAGAGAUCGUCACCACUAUCCCAACUAUAGGUUUCAAUGUCGAGACUGUUGAAUACAAGAAUAUUUCUUUCACUGUGUGGGAUGUCGGAGGCCAAGAUAAAAUCAGACCUCUGUGGAGGCAUUACUUCCAAAAUACUCAGGGGCUUAUUUUCGUUGUCGAUUCUAAUGACCGUGAACGAGUUGGAGAGGCUAGAGAAGAGCUUAUGCGAAUGCUUGCCGAGGACGAACUCAGGGAUGCCGUUCUACUUGUUUUCGCCAACAAACAGGAUCUGCCAAAUGCAAUGAACGCAGCUGAAGUUACAGAUAAACUAGGUCUACACACUUUGAGGAACAGGUCGUGGUACAUACAGGCGAAUCAUUGGAUGAGAGAAAAUGUUUUGAAAGUCGCUUUUCCAUCAUUUCAGGCUACCUGUGCAACAUCGGGAGAUGGUCUGUACGAGGGUCUUGAUUGGUUGAGCAACCAGCUGAAGAACAGAGGAUAA
Molecule: messenger RNA, 666 nt
Organism: Cooperia oncophora
Lineage: Eukaryota; Metazoa; Nematoda; Chromadorea; Rhabditida; Trichostrongylidae
Source: the annotation of a GenBank genome assembly